UUUUCCACAGUGUCCUCUGUGUUCCUAGUACACGGCUGGCACACUGCUCACUCUCCCAGUCUCAUGACCAAGCCAUUCUUUCACCGGCUCUCUGCAGACCUGUAAAGACUGCCACUUUUAUCACAGAUUUUCUUGGAUCCUACUUUGCAUUUGAAAUGAUCAUUUAAAAAAGCAAACUUGGAUUUUUGUUUGACAGGUGAGACAUUAGGAAAUAUAUCUGUUCCAGAGCGAAUUGUUCCAACAUGGCCUUUGUGAGAAGCUGUGUAGUCUUUCUCCUGCUGGUACUCCUGUCCCCACUUCAACUUCCCCACUCUGGUUUAGCUAGUGCCCAGGAUGUGACUGAUGAAGAGGAAGAUAUCCAUGCUAAAACACCUGAAGAUGCUGAGGAAGGUGAAGAGGUAGGCCCUAUGGAUAAGGAAGAGGAAGAAAGUACUGAUGAGGAAAAGGCUGGAGAGGAACAGGAAGCAGAGGAGGAGGAAGUGGAGGAAGAGAUGGCUGCUGAUGCAGCAGAAGAGGGGGAUGAAGAGGAGCAGGAGGAGGUAGAUAACGAGGCUGUUGAGAUAGAUAGUGAAGAUGAUAAAGAGGAUGAUGAGGAAGAGGCAAAUGAGGAGGAUGAUGAAGAGGCAGAAGAGGUAGAUGGUGAUGCUGAUGAGGAAGACUCUGAUGAAGAGGAUGAUGAGGCUGCAGAUGAUGGCGUAGCUAGUGACGAGGAGGAGGAGGAAGCUGCAGAUGAUGAGGAAGCUAGUGACGAGGAGGAGGAAGCUGCAGAUGAUGAGGAAACUAGUGACGAGGAGGAGGAAGCUGCAGAUGAAGACACAGAUGAUGAGGUGGAAAAUGACGCAGAAGAAGAAGAAGCAGAGGAAAACCUUGCUGAGGAUGACCAAGACGAUGAAGAAGAUGAUGAGGACAACACAACAGAGGACCUUGGUGAAACAAAUGAAGAAGAUGAUACUUCCACCAAACAGCACUUCCACACUGGCUCGUUGUGCAGCGUUUGCUCCAUCUGUGAGUAUUGUAACGAACAGUGUGACAAGUGUCCAUGUGCAGAGGGAGAUGAGUCUGCUCACUGUGAGCAUUGUGAGGACUGCUCAUCCUGCUACAUUUGCCCCAUUCUGUGUGAUACAGUUUGCACACCAGGCGGUUUCGUUGAUGAACUAACUGGAUCCAUCUUUAAGUCUGUUUCUUCUCUACUCUGAGCAGAAUAACUUUAGCAUCAAAACAAAAACAUUACAUACAACAGGAUCUUGUCUUCAGUCAUUGUUUAUAUUUUAAUAAAGCUUUAAUGUUAUUAGACCAUUUAAUGCUAUUUAAUUUUACAGCCUAGACUUGAAGUUGUAGCUGGGGGGACAGCUUUUGAGGUUCAUUGUAUUUUUAUGAGGUUUACUGUAAAAAAAAAGAAGAAAAAAAACAGAAAAGAGAACUCAUUUCAUGUUGGAGAAAAUUAUAAAUAACAGGAAAAUAUAAAUUGCAGACAGCCGCUUCAGUGUCUACAACUUUAAAGCAAAGUUUAAAAUGUAACCUCACUGUCUUGUUUCAUUAUGGAUUAACUGUGAAAAUCCACAUUUUUGCCUCGUAACAGUCAGAUCCCAUUUUUAAGAUGAGAGUCCCCUAAUGUUAAAGAUGGCUCUUGCCCAGAGUGUUAACCAAAUCUUUGGAUUGGGGGGCGAUUUUUUGUCUCAUACAGCCAUGUAGGUUUGAAAAGCUUUUUCCAUUAACAAAACAGUUUUUUUAAUCAAUUGUCCGAUAUCAAAAUGUGCUUGAUGAUCAGAAAAUGUUAACCAUGACACUAAGGCCCCGUCCACACGAAGCCGAACCCUGGCCUAAACGCACAAAUUUUUCACCAAACCAGCCUCUCAUCCAUACGAGGGUCUGUAAACGAUCUUUUUUUUAUUCAGCCUUCAGAGUGGGAAGA
Molecule: messenger RNA, 1912 nt
Organism: Cyprinodon variegatus (sheepshead minnow)
Lineage: Eukaryota; Metazoa; Chordata; Actinopteri; Cyprinodontiformes; Cyprinodontidae
Gene: hrc
Product: sarcoplasmic reticulum histidine-rich calcium-binding protein-like
Exons: 6
Coding region: 243-1196 (317 amino acids)
Molecular function (GO): calcium ion binding
Source: RefSeq, a predicted model, not a curated record